Sporothrix brasiliensis 5110 is the source of this 2010-nucleotide messenger RNA. Its product is annotated as dynein light intermediate chain. Bases 1 to 2010 code for a protein of 669 amino acids. Gene Ontology annotation, biological process: microtubule cytoskeleton organization; microtubule-based movement. The transcript has 3 exons. The record is from RefSeq and is a predicted model, not a curated record. NCBI's taxonomy places the organism in Eukaryota, Fungi, Ascomycota, Sordariomycetes, Ophiostomatales, Ophiostomataceae. Gene Ontology annotation, cellular component: centrosome; cytoplasmic dynein complex. Gene Ontology annotation, molecular function: dynein heavy chain binding.
AUGGCCAACACAAACCGCUUUUCCACCUACACCUCCGUGUCGGCCGGCUCCGGCAACAAUGCAAGCGUGUCUGCGUCUGCGGCGGGGCCUGACGGCACCAGUGGGAGCGGUGGCAAGCCGAAGAAGGACCUGUGGAACUCCAUGCUGGACUCCGUCGCCAGCGGCCGCAAGCUGCCCGAGCGCAACCUGCUCGUGCUGGGCGGCACCGUCGACUCGCAGCGCGAGUUUCUCACGUCGCUGGGUGACCGCCGGUCGUCUACGAGCCUCGGCGGCGGCGGCGGCGACCCGACGCUGCCCGGCGGCGCGCCCGUCGCCAACAACUUCGCCCUCGGCUACACGUACUACGACGUGCUCGACGCCGACCAGGACGGCGACAUCCUCGCCCGCAUUUCCUUGUACCUGCUGUCGAAACCGUCGCCCGCGUUCAGCGCGCUGCUGCAGCCGCUGCUGACGCCCGAGACCAUUCCCAACACGCUGAUUGUCAUUCUGCUCGACUGGGCCCAGCCGUGGCGGUGGCUGCGCCAGCUGCGCGAGUGGAUCCUGCUGCUGCGCACCGUGCUGGUGUCGCUGAGCCCGGCCGCCAAGGAGGCGCUGGAGGAGGUCAUGGAGCAGGUCGAGCGGCAGCGGCAGCGGCGGCGGCAGCGGCGGCGGCGGCAGCAGCAGUGGAAUGGUGUUGGGGGCAGUGGCGACGGCGGCGACGCGCUGCCGCCGGGGCCGGGCGAGUGGGAGGACGCACUGGGCCUGCCGCUGUGCGUGGUGUGCCAGAACGCCGAGAAGACGGACGUGCUGGAAAAGACACAGGGCUGGAAAGACGACGAGUUUGACCUGGUGCUGCAGUACCUGCGCACCGUCCUGGUGAAGCACGGCGCCUCGCUCAUCUACACCACGCCCAGCAUGCCCUCGCAGCUGCCGACGCUCAUCCACGCCUGCCUGGGCGUGACGUCGCUGCUCAAGCGCCCGCCGCUCAAGCCCGAGGUCAUCAAGCGCACCGAGGUGGUCGUGCCGUCCAACUGGGACUCGUGGACCAAGAUCUUGGUGGUGCGCGAGGGCUUCGAGGUCGACAAGGUCAGCGCGGGCUGGUCCAUCGACCUGCAGCGGCCCUACCCCGUCGUGCAGGCCCAGGCGGCAGGCCAUGCCAACGGCGCCAACGCCAAGAACGACGCAUCACAGCAACCCGGCACGCGGACAAGAUCACCACCACUCGACGGCGCGCUUCCAGAGCGGGACGAAUACACGCUCGAGGGCCAGGGCCAGGGCCAGGGCCAGGGCCAAGGCGAGAACGGGUUUGCCAACGGCAGCAGAAGCGGCGAUCGCCCGGAACCCGUUGGCGGCGGCGGCGACGACGACGACGACUACGAAGAGGACGACGAGGACCCAGACUCGGCUGUGUCACAGUACGAGCGUGCCAUCCGCGACCCGGGCAUGGAUGUGUUGGCACUGGCAGGCGGGGAUCUCGACGCGGACGAGGACGAUGCAGACGGCAACGAGACCGGCACACAAAAGCGCCGCCGCCGCCGUCGGCGCCAGCAGCUCGAGGUCGAGACCGAAGACGUGCAGCUCUUCCUUGGCGACCAGCUCAAGCUGCUCGAGCAGUUCCGCCAAAAGGACGAGGCCAAGCGCGACAAGGAGGCCAAAGAGUCGAAGCGCCGGGACGGCUCCAUGGGCAGCGGCAGCGGCUCCAAUGCGCUGGCGAGCGCGGACGAUCCCGCCGAGGUCAUCAGCAGCCACAUUGGCCCUGUGCAGUUUAACCUCGGCGGCAUCCAAGUCGACGCCGACGACAUGCUGGAGCGGAUCAAGAACCGCCAUGGAUAUGGUUCGGCAUCCCCAGAACCGGGCAGCCCCGACGGGUCUGCCAUCAGUGCCGGUGUAGCAGGUGGUGCCGCCGCCGGUGCGGGUGCAGGAACCGGCGUCGACGGUGCAUCCCUGGCGCCGGAGAACGUCGACACGGAGAAGAUGACGGCCUUUUUCGCCGACCUCAUGAACCGGCCAAGCCAGACAAGAAAGUCAUGA